AUGAAGGAAGCACUUGUCAAGAAGGAUAUCUCUGUCGAGAUCGUAGACUCUCCCAUCCCCAAGCCUGGCCCAGGACAGGUACUCAUCAAGGUUGUCGUCGCAGCUCACACGACUUCAGGCACAAACCCCAAGGAUUGGAAACUCCCUGCUCUUCUCGGAAAUGAGGGUAACAGUGGUGAUGAUAUCGCUGGUAUUGUCGAAGCUGUAGGUGAAAACGUCGUCGGCUUCCACAAGGGCGAUCGCGUAGCCGCUUUCCACGAGAUGCGUGCUCCCCAUGGUGCAUUCGCAGAGUACGCUAUCGCACAUUACUACACCACUUUCCACAUUCCCGACUCCAUUUCUUAUGAGGAGGCUGCUACUAUCCCUCUCGCUGCUUACACUUCCGUCUGCGCUUUGUUCCAAGAGCUCCAGAUCCCUCAGCCUUGGUCACCGCUUGCCAAGUCGGAAGAGAAGCGUCCUCUACUCGUGUAUGGAGCUAGCACAGCUACGGGAGCUUUCGCUAUCAAGCUCGCUGCCGCUGCUAAUGUGCACCCCAUUAUCGCUGUCGGAAGCCAGCGAAGUGAAUUCAUCAAACCCUUCCUAGACGAGAGCAAGGGUGAUGUAUUGGUCGACUACACUGCCUACGACACGGAAGAUAAGCUUGUCACUGCUAUCCAGGACGCUGUCAAGAAGAGCGGUGCCCCCGAGGGUCGCUGCUGGAAGGCUUUUGACAGUGUCUCCGAAGACUCGACUGUCAAGCUCGUCACAAAAGCCAUCGCUGGUCCUCCCGACGCUAAUGGUCGCAAGCCAAGGAUGACGAAUAUCCUCAUGAAGGAAAAUGUUGAGGGUGCUGACCCCAGUGUCGAAGUCGUCUGGUCUAUGGUCGGUCAGGUGCAUAAGGAAGAUGAGAAGGAUAAGAUGCUCGGUUUGACAUGGGCUGCUGCGUUCUCCAGGGGACUUCGUGAGGGUUGGCUGUCCCCUCAUCCGUAUAUCAUUGGAAAGAAUGGUCUACAUGGACUUUCCGAAGGUCUUCUUGGCUUGAGGGAUGGCAAGACGAGAGCUAAUAAGUUUUUGACAAUUCUGAGCGAAACACCUGGAGCUACAGCUUAG
Messenger RNA from Fusarium venenatum, 1089 nucleotides. Lineage: Eukaryota; Fungi; Ascomycota; Sordariomycetes; Hypocreales; Nectriaceae. The record is from RefSeq and is a predicted model, not a curated record.